AUGGAGAAGCCGCCUCCACCGCGCUUCUUCUUCCUCAAGAGAUCAGAAAUUGUUUUCUCCAUCUUCUCAGUCAUCCUUCUCCUCUCCCUCCUCCUCCUCCUCCACUGGUUCACUCCCUUCCAGCCACUUCUUUUGCUCCGCAUCGCCGGCGGUACGUAUGAUAAACCACCGCCGGAGGCCGACGCCGCCUGCGAUUACACCUCCGGUCGGUGGGUCUGGGACGGGGCCCACCGGGCCGAGGCCUACACCGAGGAUUGCCCCUUCCUCGACCCCGGUUUCCGAUGCCGUCAAAAUGGCCGCUCUGAUUCCGGCUAUCUUUACUGGCGGUGGCAACCCCGUGGCUGCAAUCUCCCCAAAUUUAACGCAUCAGAGUUGCUGGAGAGGAGCAGAAACGGGAAGAUAGUCUUCGUGGGGGAUUCGAUCGGGCGAAACCAGUGGGAGUCGCUCGUGUGCAUGCUGGCCAAAGCGGUGCGCAACCAAUCGAGCAUCUACGAGAAGUACGGGAAUCCGAUAACGAAGCACAAGGGCUUCCUCUCCAUCGUCUUCAGCGACCACAACCUCACGGUGGAGUACUACCGCGCCCCGUUCCUCGCCGCGGUCAGCCGGCCGCCUCCGGCCGCCCCGAGCAGCGUCCGUAGCGCCAUCCACCUCGACGAGCUCAAUUGGCAAUCCAAGCACUGGGUGGACGCCGACGUGCUGGUCCUCAACGCCGGCCACUGGUGGAACCAAAAGAAGACGAUUGGAUCGUAGGUGCACUUGCUCAACCGAUCGGACUAAUCGCUGGACUUUAAUAUGCUUCAGGGGAAUGUAUUUUCAGGCGGGCGGAGAAAUAAACACGACCAUGGAUGUGAAGGAGGCAUUUCGUCGAACGAUUGAUACGGUCAAGCUCUGGAGUUUGAACAAACUGCAAAAGGGCUCUGUUUUCUUCAGGAACAAUUCUCCAAUUCA
Molecule: messenger RNA, 948 nt
Organism: Zingiber officinale
Lineage: Eukaryota; Viridiplantae; Streptophyta; Magnoliopsida; Zingiberales; Zingiberaceae
Product: protein trichome birefringence-like 9
Exons: 2
Coding region: 1-750 (249 amino acids)
Cellular component (GO): Golgi apparatus
Molecular function (GO): O-acetyltransferase activity
Source: RefSeq, a predicted model, not a curated record